AUGAAAACAGUUCUACUUCCACUUAAAAUUAAGGAUACAGAGAGUAUUAGUUGGACAAAAGGGUUAAUAACCUAUUUGAAAAGGUCAUACGGAUCUAGCCAGUGGUCCGUGUUUUAUGAUGGCGACAAGACGGCAGAGAUUGAUUCGUGUAGGACCACUGCUAAUUCAGAUCUUGCGCCAGAAUCAUUAUUAGAUCAGAACUAUAAGUACGCCGCUAUAUUGGAGCAAAUCUAUCUAAGGUUAGGCGCACACAGCGGUUCAUUACAGAUGGAUUUCACGUGGUAUGAAGCAGAAUAUCACUCUAGGUUGUCAGAAAAAAAAUUCAAGCAACAUACUGUAGUCUUUGAGAAAUCAUCUGUCAUGUACAACAUCGGUGUUCUAUUGUCUCAAAUCGCUAAGAAAAAAAUGUCUGAUAAUUAUAAGAGCGCGAUUCCUUAUUUGAGCAAGGCAAUGGCUUGCUUCGAUUAUAUGUCGAACAACUUUUUGAAUUCACCUUCUAUCGAUUGUGCAGCAGAAAAUACAUCUUUUCUCUCCACAUUGUUGCACGCCGAAGCUCAGGAAAUGUUUCUCAUGACGUUGAUUAAUGGACCAGAUGCUUCGAAAAGAGCAUCUUUGAUCAGCAAACUAGCACAUACUGCCUUAAAUUUGUAUGAGAAAUGUCAAGAAUUUUAUGAGGAUAGUUCAACAGCAACUUUUGGGACUACGCCUUAUGGAGAAGACAAAUGGAAGGAUAUAAUUACCCUAAAGGUUCACUUGUAUAGGGCUAUUUCGACAUACAAUCACUUGAGAGUGCUAGAGGAAGCUAAGAAAAUUGGAGAGGCGAUAGCUUAUGGUAAGCUUGCGGUACAUGAAAUAAAAGAGGCUGGUUUCUAUAAGGUAUAUGUGAAGGAUGAGAUUGAUCUAACAGGGUUAAAAGCAGUAAUAGAAGAGAAGUUGAAAAGUUUAAUUAAGGACAACGAUUUCAUUUAUAACGAUUUGAUACCAGCUGAUGUGAGCAUAGAAAGCAUCAAAACCAUGGACGCCGUAAAGCCAGUGACCUGGGAAGAACAGCUCAAGGUAUACCUAGAGCAGGUUGUAGAUCUCUGUAAUGGUGCCUUUAAAGGUAUAGUGCCUAUGGAAGUCUAUGAAAAUGAGAGUAUCUAUUCUGAGGAAAAAGCUUCAUUGUUAAGAAAGGAGGUCGAGGAGACGGAUACAGCAGACUGGGAAUAUCAAUCAUUCAUUGAAUUUACUGACUUACCGAAACUUAUCAAAGACCUUGAAUCAAGAUAUGUACACGGUGGAAAUGGUUCAUCAGAUGACCCUCAAUAUGAAAUAAUGAAGCAAAAAAUAACUACUUGGUCAAAAGUUGUGCAAGACAGUAAUUUCAAAGAUGUAAGAGCGCAAAUGCAAAAUAUUCUUGACAAAAGAAAUGAGAUUCUUACAAUUUUAUCCUCUGUCUCUCCUGAUCAAAGGGAAAAUGCCUUGAAAAUCAAGAACUCUUUAGUGCAGGCAUCUCAAUCUGAUGACAAAAUAUUUGCAUCUAUCAAUCCAUGCUUGGAGGAAGUUAAUUUGUUAGCAAACCAUCAGUUAUUGUGGAGCAUAAUGAGUAAAUUUCAGAUAAGGAAUGAUGAACCAAGCUUACUUGAUCUCGAUGACUCAAAAAACCAACAGAUCUUAGAUCGCCUUCAUAAUAUCAAACACAAUCAGGAGAUUCUACGACUACUAAAAGAAGAACGUACAAGAAAUUUAAAAGAUUUCAAAGAAAGCUUGAACAAUGAUGAUAUAACUCAAAAGUUGAUAUUGCUGACAGGUAAGCCGAAAAAGGAAAUGAGGGUUAUCUUCGAGGAAGAGCUUACUAAAUUCAAACCGUUGAGUACUAGGAUUGAAGCAACAAUAUUCAAACAAAACAAUUUGAUUAACGACAUAAAAAUCAAGUUGGACGAAGUUUUCAAACUUAUUGGAGUACAAGAUAAGACCCCUGAACAAGAAAAUACAGUGAAAGAAAGACAGACCUUUUUCGAUAAGGUUGAAAAGGCUUUUAACCAAUUCGUUAUAUUUAGUACCGAUUUGCCGAAGGGUUUAAACUUUUACGACACUUUGCUCAAGAUGACUAGAGAAUUAAGCCACGCAUCCACCCCUGGACAAUCUGUAAACUUGAUAGAUUCCAACACAUUGCCACCUAACUUACCACAAAAAUCUACACAAUCUACAACACUUACAAAGAGUUUCGCAAAUUUAAACUUAUGCAAUGAUGUUAAUGACUCGGUAACUCAAAGUCCUGCAAAUCUCGCUAACACUAAUAACACCGGAGUGAAUCCAGGUCCGCCUCAAUUACCACCGAAACCUCUUUCUACCGGUAUCAGUGGGCUUGUCAGCGAUCAAAAGCUGCAGAAUGGACCGACAUCCUUUUAUAACAAUCCAUCUGUCUUUGAUGAAAAUCUCUAUUCCAAAUUCAGUAAAUAG
Kluyveromyces lactis is the source of this 2442-nucleotide messenger RNA. RefSeq names its product Bro1p (gene BRO1). The transcript has a single exon. The record is from RefSeq and is a predicted model, not a curated record. Gene Ontology annotation, biological process: protein transport to vacuole involved in ubiquitin-dependent protein catabolic process via the multivesicular body sorting pathway. Gene Ontology annotation, molecular function: protein binding. Gene Ontology annotation, cellular component: endosome. Bases 1 to 2442 code for a protein of 813 amino acids. NCBI's taxonomy places the organism in Eukaryota, Fungi, Ascomycota, Saccharomycetes, Saccharomycetales, Saccharomycetaceae.